Molecule: messenger RNA, 915 nt
Organism: Cyphellophora europaea CBS 101466
Lineage: Eukaryota; Fungi; Ascomycota; Eurotiomycetes; Chaetothyriales; Cyphellophoraceae
Exons: 2
Coding region: 1-915 (304 amino acids)
Cellular component (GO): mitochondrion
Source: RefSeq, a predicted model, not a curated record
AUGCCUGGAGAGAAGACGAGCAAUGUCGUUGGGUCGCUCUCACUACCAUCAGAGGUAGUCCUGCCUCGCAAGAUACCCAAGGUACCAGGAGAAUGGAACACCAAUAGCCUGGGCUCGAGACUGGGGGCGGACGCUGCCUCCGCGGCGUCUGCUUCUAUCUUGGUGGCUCCCGUUAUCUGUGUCAUUGACCGAUCUAUCGUCGAGAAAGCCGCCAAAGGCACCUCAUUCAUCCAAUGCUUGAAGCGUUCGAUCACGCCUGCCAUUCUCCGACCGCAUGCCUUUCUUGCAUCGAAACCUUUCGCUCUCAUAUUCACUCUAUACUUCUCGACAUAUUUGGCCGCUAAUGGCAUGGAUACAGUCUCAAGCACUAUGAAGAACAAGUCGGCCACAGCUGUCUCGUCCGGUGGCAGUAAGUUUGUAGCAACCUCGGCCGUCAACAUGUCGCUCUGUGUGUACAAGGACAGCCAGUUUGCGCGCAUGUUCGGCAAGCCUUCGUCUUCUCCGGCAUCGACGAUUCCACGUCUCAGUUACGCUCUUUUCGCAGCACGCGAUAGCAUGACCAUAUUCGCGUCGUUCAACCUGCCCUCCGUCAUCGCGCCCAAGCUGGCUGAGCUCCCACGAAUGGUGCGACAGCGAUUCUCCCGCAUUCUGUCGUCAGAGUCAGGACGGUUGAAUACUGCGCAGUUCGUGGCUCCGGCAGCCAUGCAGGUUCUCAGCACGCCCAUACAUCUGCUUGGCUUGGACUUGUAUAACAGACAGGGCCAGCUCGGUCUCGGCGAGCGCUUUGCCAGAGUGGCACGGGAUUGGGGCGUCAGCACUCUCGCGCGUAUGGGUCGUAUCGUACCUGCGUUUGGUGUCGGCGGUGUCGUGAACGCGAAGGUUAGACGAGGUCUUAUGGAGAAGAUUGACGGUUGA